Molecule: messenger RNA, 1989 nt
Organism: Trichoderma reesei QM6a
Lineage: Eukaryota; Fungi; Ascomycota; Sordariomycetes; Hypocreales; Hypocreaceae
Exons: 4
Source: RefSeq, a predicted model, not a curated record
UGGCCGCCGACGGCGGUGUCGAGCCUCGACGAGCUGCCCCAUCGAGAUGCCCUCGAGAUGAUUGCGCGCGGGGCGCCGACGUUCAAAGGCCGCAAGAAGGCCAUUCCUUACGCAUCGGACCAGCACUAUGCGCUCUACGUGACGAGCUCCAAGACCCGGAGCGGAGGCACCGACGUGGCGAGGCCAAACGACGCCAUGUCCCAUCUCAUGACGAUGAAGGUGCAGGAGCACGGCCAUGUGUCGUACCCCUGGGAGACGGUAGAGCAGCCCAGCUACGCCUUCUUCUACGGUCACCUGGGCGGCACCAUCACGCUCAACCAGUGGGCCGCUGCGGCGAGCAACAUUCCGGCCAAGAUCCCGCUGAGGGACUCGGGCGUCGUGCCGCGGCCGGUGAGCCUGGAGCAGAUCUUUGCGCGGCUCAAGGACCUGCAGCAACUGGGGCUGGAGGACGACGACCUGAGCCACUUGUAUCGAUCCCUGUACAAGGGCUUCCUGCGAGACCCCGACAAGCUUCUGAGCCCGCACAAGACGCUGGACAAACAGAUCGCCGACCUGAUCAUGGCCCUGUCGCGGCCGGACUGGAUCGACUACACGGAACCGAAAAACCAGGUCGUGACUCGCUUUAUAUUCAACGGCUCUUCCGAGGAGGGCCGGGAGCAGUAUCACAAGUUCUUUCAUCAGUUGCUCCUCAGCCUCGAGCUGGACCUGCGCAUUCAAUCACGGCAUCACGAUGACUGGGCCAAGGAGAAGCUGCUGCAACAGAUGCCCCCUACGAUCAAGUGGAACCUGGCACUCGCGAGGCGAUGGCGGGAAAAUGUCCGAAUUGAGACAUACGGCGAGACUCCUCAAGAGGUGAAACUGCGGUACAAGCUGAAGAAGCGGCAAGUGAAGCAGCUCAAGAAGUUUGCUCAGAUCAUGAAGUGGCCGAAUCUGAGGGACACAAUGGACUCUCUGCGGCAAAAGGACGAGGACUUUUCCCUGGACACCAUAAGCUCGGAUGCCUUUGCCUACUUUAGCGGACUCGUGCUUCCCGGUCCGACGUUCUCGUUCCUCAUCAUGAACACGCUCAUCGAUCUAGACCCUGAUCCGGCAACGAAUGAGCUGGCCCUGCUUUCUCACAUGCACCCACACUCUGGCUUCCAGUACCGUAAUAGUCACACGUACUGGUCGGCAAGCUGCAUUGUGGGCAAGGUGCUGGCUCCGACGUGCCACUCGGUCGCAGGCUGGGUCGGGCCUUGCAGGCCAACGUCAGAGCUUGGCCGGUCUCAGAUUGCCCGCAUCCGCACCAGGCAGCCCAAGCAGCGUAUGACGCGCGAGGACGUCGAGACGAUGAGCACGCGGUCCGAUGCGCUAGGGCCGCGGGCAGAUGCAUACCCCGUGCGCGAGUACAAGCUGGCGACGCUGGACGGCGACCGAUACGUGGUGGACGCCGUGCGGAUGGAGCUGCUGAGCUUCAAACCGGUUCCUGCCACGGGGCGCGAGAGCAGCGCUGGGGGCCCUCGCCUCUUUGAUGCCCAAGCGCAGUUUGCCAUUGAUGGCGUGUCCUGGCCGCUGCGGCUCAUGUACGAUGUGAGCUUCAUCUCCGCGUGGCCGUGUGCGGAUGGGCCGCAUCCCCUGUUCUACGACUACGAGUACAAGCUGGUCAGGGCGGACGAUAUCGUUCGCAUCCGCAAUUGGUCUGGCUUGUACGGGGGAGACGGCCAGCACUCUGGCCCCAGUAGCACCGCCUCGAGCCCUCCACCGGCGGCCGACGCGGUACAUGCCGUGGUCGAUAGGGACGUCGACGAUGAGAAGGUGCUCGUGGUGGACGCGGUAGGGGUUCGAGACAACGAGGUGCUGGCGAGGGCCUGGUGCGCUCACUGGGGGCUCAGCGCAGUCGUGGCGGAUAUCCACAACACUUGCAUGGCGUGUGCUAUCCGAGAAGCAUACGCGGCGACACUAACCGUUGUGAUCCUGACGGAGGACCACUCAAACGACACUGACGAAUAA